Messenger RNA from Python bivittatus (Burmese python), 938 nucleotides. RefSeq names its product CD302 molecule (gene CD302). The record is from RefSeq and is a predicted model, not a curated record. NCBI's taxonomy places the organism in Eukaryota, Metazoa, Chordata, Lepidosauria, Squamata, Pythonidae.
CCCGCCCUUCUCCGGCCUUUCUCGCCCUGGCAAGGAAGGGCCCAAAGGGCGCUCAUUCCGGCGGCGGGUGGCGCCUGCGCGGCCCCAACCCCGAGUGACGCGAGCAGUCUGGACGGAGCUCCUCGCCCGGCCAUGGGCGCCCGCUCGCCUGCGUCCUACCCUGCCUACCUUCUGAGCGGCUUUCUCUUGGCGGCCGCGUUGCCUCCCCAAGGAGCUGACGCCUGCCCUUCCAUUGCUUGGAUUUCAUUCCAAAAGAGCUGCUAUGCUUUACUUCAGGGAUCCUCUGAGGUCUACAGUAUGGAUGAUGCCAGGGAGCUCUGCCAAGGCAAUGCCUCUGGAGCUGAUAUUAUUAGUAUAAAUAGCAAAGAUGAAAAUACCUUCAUUCAAAGUAGUUUUUGCUCAAAUUGGCAUGGUCCAGAAUAUAUAUCUCUUGGCAUGUUUUUUGACACUGAUGAUGAUAUUUUCAAAUGGUAUGAUGAUUCCAAAGUAAAUUUUACAAACUGGAUAGAGGAAGAAAGUCACAAUGAACUCCUAAACACUUGUGCUACUAUGCAUACAGCUUCAGGUGGAUGGGAAAAAGUCUCCUGUGAACACCUUCCAUUGACUAAGAUCCUGUGUGAAACUACUGUUCUUUAUGAAAAGACACAUUUAUUUGAAACUGCUUGGAUAACCAUCAUAGUCAUAAUGUCAACAAUAAUUGUGUCAAUGUCUGCAGCAUUUCUCUGGUUUCUUUAUCAAAGGAGGAUAUCAUCUAGACCAAGAUGUACUAUACAUAAUUCCAUCACUCAAGUUCCAUGUGACAGUGAAACAUUUCUUAUAGAUGAAGAAGAUGAAUAUUCUGCUUAAAUUGCUUUCAUUUAGAUACUAUUACAGAAAGGGGCAAUGGCACAAAGACAACCUUCAACACCACUAGCACAAAUAUAAUCCAAAUGAAGAUG